Daphnia carinata is the source of this 443-nucleotide messenger RNA. Its product is annotated as protein YAE1 homolog. The record is from RefSeq and is a predicted model, not a curated record. NCBI's taxonomy places the organism in Eukaryota, Metazoa, Arthropoda, Branchiopoda, Diplostraca, Daphniidae. The transcript is spliced from 2 exons. Bases 104 to 421 code for a protein of 105 amino acids.
UUUUAGACCAUGGCAACACCGGUGGAGGAGAUAUAUAUUAAUAGACGUUUGAUGUUUGACAAAUGACAAAACGUCAAGAUCGGAAACGGUUUAGCGAAAUUAAAUGGAGAAAAUCGCACUAGACAAUGUUGAAUCUGAUUCCGAUGAUGGAAGCGUUUCAAAGCUCACGUGGAAUAAGCUCCAAAAUGCCUGUCAUUCGCAAGGUUAUCGAGAAGGGCUGAUCGAAGGAAAAGAGCGAAAAUUACAAGAAGGCUUUGAUCAGGGCUACCUGUCAGGUUUCAAACAGAGUCAGAAUUCAGCAGAGAUGGAAGGAUUCCUAAGUGCUGUCAUGCUCCACAAUAGUCAUAGUUUGCAGAUAAAUGAAAAGUUGAAGACAGUUCUCGCAGGCAUGCAGGCUAAUCUAGGACAAAUAAAGAAAUAAACCCAAGUGAUCAUGAAACUGA